AAUUUCGAAAACGAUCGCCGCGAUCGCGCCAACGAACUAGUGGCUUCGGAUAAAGCUCCGACACACCGCCAUGAUCAAUGUGGGAAACAAAGAUGGCGGAAUAAUACGGUGAUCGUAAGCAAGACAAGUGUUGUGGAGUGUAGUUAUGUGCGGUGGUGGGUGGAUAACGCAGCAUUGUCGCGGCGCCUGAGCGUGGAGGAGGGCGAUGGCGCGGCCGGGGUGAUGCCGCCGCGGCCUGCGGCCGGCCGCUCGGCUAUGGCGGCAGAGGACGACCGCCCGCCGCUCGCUCUGUUUACGGCCGUCUACGACUACGUAGCGCAGGGGGAGGAUGAGCUAUCCCUUCGCAGAGGGGAGAUCGUCGAGGUGUUAUCCAAGGACUCGACCAUAUCAGGAGACGAGGGCUGGUGGACGGGCAAAAUCGGCGAUCGCGUUGGCAUCUUCCCUGCAGUAUACGUAACAGAGGACGACCCCCUCGCUGUCACGUCUGUAAUCGGGGACGUCGACCCUCCUCGGGUGUCGUACUCUGAGCUGAAACUCGAGGAGGUGAUCGGGUCCGGCGGCUUCGGGACGGUUUACCGCGGAUAUUGGAAUGACGAGGUCGUAGCCGUAAAAACUGCACGGUUGGCGAACGAAGACAUCGAAGUUAUAAAGGAGAGUGUGCUGCAGGAGGCUAAACUAUUUUGGAUGUUGCAGCAUGAAAAUAUAGUGUCUUUAAAAGGUGUGUGUUUAGAGAAGCCGGAUUUGUGUUUGGUGAUGGACUAUGCUCGGGGUGGCCCAUUGAACAGGGUCCUCUCAGGGCGGAAGAUAAGGCCCAGGAUCCUUGUGGAUUGGGCUAUCCAGGUAGCCCGUGGGAUGGCCUAUCUCCAUUUCGAUGCACCUAUAUCUCUAAUUCAUCGAGACCUUAAGAGCUCUAAUGUUCUGCUCAGCGAGGCUAUCCUUACAGACGACACGCUUGAAGACAAGACCCUGAAGAUCACAGACUUUGGCUUAGCCCGGGAAGUGUACAAGACCACGAGGAUGUCAGCGGCGGGGACUUAUGCCUGGAUGCCACCUGAGGUGAUAAAGAACUCGACAUUCUCGCACGCAUCCGACGUUUGGUCUUACGGUGUGCUUCUAUGGGAACUGUUGACUGGUGAGACGCCUUACAAGGGUAUCAACGCUAUGGCGGUGGCUUACGGCGUGGCUGUCAACAAGCUAACACUGCCCAUACCAAGCACGUGCCCGGAGUCGUGGAGAGUGCUGAUGGAAGCGUGCUGGCGCUCCAAUCCCCGGGAGAGGCCCAUGUUCCCGGAAAUCCUGGAACAGCUGGAAAGGAUCCAACAGUCCGAAUUCACGCGGGCACCUCACGAGUCCUUCCACACAAUGCAGGAUGGAUGGAGGCUUGAGAUAGAGGAGGUUCUACGGGAUCUACGGAGGAAGGAGCAGGAGCUAAGAUGUCGGGAAGAGGAACUGACCCGGGCGCAGUUGCAGCAGAGGCUGGUGGAACAAAACCUGGCCCAGAAGGAGAGGGAGUUGGAGAUGAGGGAGAUUGACCUCGCCGCACGGGAGUUGCAUAUCCUGAUCUUCGCGAGCAACAUGUCACACAGUCAACCGCCGCAGCCCAACAAACGGAAGGGCAAAUUCAGCAAGAUAAAGUUGCUCAAGAAGGACACGAUCUCAUCGCCGCUGGACUUCCGGCACACGCUCACCGUGCGGCCAUCGGACGACGAGUCCAGCGUUAAGCAGCUGGUCGCCGUGGCCACGGACACUCCGCCGGGCUCGCCCGCCAUCAUGAGGGCUAUUGCUCUGCCUGCGGACGGCGUGAAGGGCAAGACGUGGGGCCCGUCCACGGGGCACCAGCGGGCGCGCGCGCACCUGCCGCUGCCCGCACUGCGGCCGCGAGCGCACCGCCCCUCCACCUCCGCGCCGCACCUGCCGCCGCACGCGCCGCGCGCCUCCCCGCCGCACGCAGACUUCAGUCCGGACGACUGGGGGCCGGAGUUCCCUCUUAGUUCCUCCUCCAGGUACACGAUACCCAUGCCGACGCUCUACAGCACUGAAGGUUAUAAAUAUAAGAAGCCUAGUAUAAUAGAAUUGGUGCUAUACAACAUGGCCGCUUUACUGGGCGGCGUAGCGGCGGGAUAUGACGUCAGAGUAUCCAAUGUCAGCCCACUGCAUCCUACGCUGCAACCCCACAGGUCAGAGUUAGAAACGGAAGUGAUACCUCCAUCCAUUUACGAGGGAUACGGGUUCGCCCACAACACCUACCACGGACCGACGAGACACUUGCGGGCGCCCCUAAACGCCAUUACCGGCUCUCCGAUUUCAAGUGUUCAGGCCGAGGAACAAAAACCGAUUCGGUUUACGGACUCACCUUCACAUUACGCACAUCCGUCUUCUUCAUCCGGUUACGGCCAUUCUGUUCAACCCCUCUCCGGCACUUCAGGUCUCGGAACCAAUUAUACUUCUACACAACCCACCCCAUCCCCUAGAAGAACUAGUUCAUCCACUUCUGAACAUAUAGCGGAGUUGUACCAUAACUAUAGAGAAAACUUCCAACCCUCGCCUUCCCAAGACCGUGUUCAAGACUUUUACUGCCGCACCGAACCUUACGCCUUCGACAGAACUGCCGAUUACGUCGUAAAACACCCGUACUAUGGUUACGACGAAUGCUCGUUUGACUAUAGAGAACCUACUUCGGAUUACAGACCCCAAUACUUAACACAUAGAAGAACUCCAUCGAAUUCGUCAGCGACAAAUUCCCACGCUGAAGAAUUCUCCCCUUCGAGACAAUACAGAGAAAAGAAAGAUAGAAAAGAAGAGUUCCGAACGCCUGAGUAUCCGAGAAAAAACGAUUAUUCGUUACCAAGAGAUUAUUUCCGACAAGAAUCCCAAGAGGAGAGCGAAAGGCCAGCGAAUUUGGGUUUGGAAUUAGGACCUUCGAAGUUACGGUCGAGUCUUAAAAAGUAUAAUAAAAAGACAAGUGCAUCUGGCGGGAGUUCUGGAGGAGGUACACCCACUAAUCCGACUCCGCCGGACAGUUUAAGUGAAACGGACAGCUCUUAUGUGUCCGCCAGGGACGCGUCCAGUGGGUCAGCGUCAAGGGUCCGGUUCAGUCCGGACGCUCUAGGAACUGAAAGAAGACCGUCACGACACUCGUAGCGAAGGCUGAAAAAGUUCGACGACUACCUCGUAUGAUCCAAAAAUGAUCACUUGUUGAUCUCGGAAGUAUACUGAUCACGAACUUGCAAGUGUUCUGAUCAAUGAUCACUGAUAAAUAAUCAUUCGGGAUGUGUUAUGAUCGACAUAAGUGAAUUGUCGUGAUCACCGGUGUUAAGCUUUAUUGCUAACGUCAUAUCUUUGUUUACAGCUUAAUUUUCAGUUACAAAAGCAAUAGGUGCUCAGUUUAGCAAAUGGUGGAAAAGUGUCAGGCAUUGGGGAGUUCUGAUCACAUCCAUCUGGGACCAUGUUCUGUUCAAUGAUCAUUGAUCUGGAAGAGUAAGGGAUCGGUGAUCGACCAUCUGGGAAGUGUAUCGCAGGUAGCGUUGAACGCUUGUCUUUUUGUGUGCGCGGGGCGUACUGGACCGCUGGAAGUGGCUUUUAAUAUUUGUGAAGUGAACGCAAGAGUUUUCUUUUACUUUGUUCAGUUGUGUUGCGGAUUGGCGGGUGAGACGUUUACUUUGCGGUGAAUUAAGAUUGAUAAAUCUGAUAUAUAUUUUUAAUGUUUCCGCAUAACAAACAAGUACAAAACACUGGUCAUAACAUAUUAUUUUAAGAAACGACAUAGAAAUCAUGGAAACGUCUUUAUCAACAAUUCGUGCAAUAUUCAGACAAUAACUUUAGAGAAUUCAAAUUAUCGAUAGGCCAUUUUGUUUAAAACGUUU
Messenger RNA from Pararge aegeria (speckled wood butterfly), 3863 nucleotides. It is a transcript of the gene slpr, whose product is annotated as mitogen-activated protein kinase kinase kinase 11. The transcript is spliced from 11 exons. Gene Ontology annotation, biological process: protein phosphorylation. The record is from RefSeq and is a predicted model, not a curated record. Lineage: Eukaryota; Metazoa; Arthropoda; Insecta; Lepidoptera; Nymphalidae. Gene Ontology annotation, molecular function: protein binding; ATP binding; JUN kinase kinase kinase activity. The coding region runs from base 223 to 3141 and encodes 972 amino acids.